Xyrauchen texanus (razorback sucker) is the source of this 1818-nucleotide messenger RNA. RefSeq names its product GTPase HRas. Gene Ontology annotation, molecular function: GTP binding; GTPase activity; GDP binding. Lineage: Eukaryota; Metazoa; Chordata; Actinopteri; Cypriniformes; Catostomidae. Gene Ontology annotation, biological process: Ras protein signal transduction. Bases 152 to 721 code for a protein of 189 amino acids. The transcript is spliced from 6 exons. The record is from RefSeq and is a predicted model, not a curated record. Gene Ontology annotation, cellular component: plasma membrane.
CACACUCUCUACAGCGGAGCACAUUGUUCACAGUGUACUGUCUGCAAUAUCUGUUCCAGUCCAGAAAAUCUCGAAUUAAACGAUACCGGCUGGUUAGUGAUUGUUUUCGGGGUAUCAAAGGUGUGGAGAGAGGUUGCAGAGGAGUGAAGGAAUGACUGAAUAUAAACUGGUGGUGGUGGGAGCUGGAGGCGUGGGCAAGAGCGCUCUCACCAUCCAACUCAUCCAGAAUCAUUUUGUGGAUGAAUAUGACCCCACUAUAGAGGACUCGUACAGGAAGCAGGUGGUGAUUGACGGGGAGACAUGUCUACUGGACAUCUUGGACACUGCAGGUCAGGAGGAGUACAGUGCUAUGAGGGACCAGUACAUGAGGACAGGGGAGGGCUUCCUCUGUGUCUUUGCCAUCAAUAACACCAAGUCCUUUGAGGACAUCCAUCAAUACAGGGAACAAAUCAAACGGGUGAAGGAUUCAGAUGACGUGCCCAUGGUGCUUGUUGGUAACAAAUGUGACCUGCCAGCACGGACAGUGGACACACGGCAAGCACAGGAGCUCGCCCGAAGCUACGGCAUCCCCUUCAUUGAGACCUCCGCCAAAACCAGACAAGGUGUGGAGGACGCGUUUUAUACCCUUGUGCGAGAGAUCCGUCAACAUAAAAUGAGGAAGUUGAACCCUCCGGACGAGAGCGGACAGGACUGCAUGAGCUGCCGUUGUGUUGUGUCAUGAUCAAGCUGACUAGCAUGAGUUGGGAGAAUCUGACCCACUGUUCCUUACGGCAGACUGGACCAGAUUGGAAAGACUACCGUGUCAUCUGAAAGCGACUGUUGAUGAAAAGCAGGCAAAGCCAAUCAUUUGAAACUGGAAGGAGCCUUGAUUUGACCACCCGGGUGACCUCUCUGGAUGUUCAUGUCUGUCUGAUAAACACCACUAAUGACUUAAUCGUUUAUGUUCUUUAUUUGUAACCCCAGUGUGCUAAUACUGGGCGGCUCUGUGGAUUUCUGCUAAAUUAUUAUUCCUUGAAGUCUCAACACUGGUUUUAAUGGACUUCUCACGACCUCAACGUCAUACAACAAACCUUCCUCAGCUCAGAUUACAAGGACUGGACACUAGUGACCUCAUCCCAUGUCCCCUGACCCCCCUCAGCCACACCUCACGGAAAGCAUGUCCGGUUGGGCAGAAACUAUGUUCAAUAUUUUCUGGAGGAAGUCUCUCCUUUUUUAAGAGUUAGAGAUAUAGGUUUCAUUUCACAUUCAGGUAAUUUAACAACGUUUGUAUAUAAGUGCUUUGUUGAAUCAAAACGGGAGCAUUAUUUAUGUGUGAUGGUUUAUGUGUAUGUUACAAAAAUACUUUACUAAAUUAAAAACGCUGAAUGGAUUUUCAAUAAUAAAACUGUUGAGCUGUUUAAAGCCCCUAUUUUUUGUUUUGUAGUAAUGUCUGUGGGACAUUUAUGACAUUUGAACGAUAUUUGUGAGCAAAAAAGUGGGGCAUUAUGGGAAAAAGAAAAUGCCAUGCCUGUUUAAGGUAAAUACAGACAUCGAAAUAAGUACUAAAAUUCAGGGCUUAUUUGAAGUGAAAAAAUUAUUUGACCAAAAAUAAGUAGGAAACUGAUAGUGCGCCCCCUAGUGGUCUCCUUGGAAAGUCUCAGGUGACACAAUGCUGAAAAUGCUCAUAAAUGUGUGCUCUUCAUAUAUUACGUCAUUAUAAACCAUUGUGUUUACUACAGUGAAUUAAUGUGACCAGAUCCCUGCAGUAAGAGAAGUGAAGCUCUUCACUGUGACCAUAAGUAAUAAUUUAACAAAUGUUUUUUUCCAAAGCGAGGACAU